Molecule: messenger RNA, 4198 nt
Organism: Monodelphis domestica (gray short-tailed opossum)
Lineage: Eukaryota; Metazoa; Chordata; Mammalia; Didelphimorphia; Didelphidae
Gene: SMS
Product: spermine synthase
Biological process (GO): spermine biosynthetic process
Molecular function (GO): spermine synthase activity
Source: RefSeq, a predicted model, not a curated record
GGCAAAGAACCAAUUAAGGAGAGUAGCUGCUGCAGUUUCCCAGAGCUGCACCCAUCAGCUUUGCACCUAAGAUAUUGAAUUGGGAGAGAUGCUGGCGCGCCCAGCAACCACUAGUCCGUCCUUCUCGGCCGGCACGCAUAGGAUAGAGGAGCUUUUUCUCCCAGGUUUUAAGUUUUCUCCUUCUCUCCCCUCGGUUCACUUCCCCCUCUGGGGUUAGGCAGAGCUCUUUUUUUUUCUUUCGGCAGCGGAGUUCUUUCUCCCUCCCUCCUAGCGUCCGCACGGUCGCGUCUCGCCCCUCCUCCCUCCCGUGUGACUGAGCAACCCGGCGCUCUGCAGCUGCGGGGCUGGCUCGCUAGUGCGCGCGCCCUCUUUCUCUCUCCCUUUUCUCUCCUCUCCUCCUGGCUCGUCCCUCCCUCCCCGGCCUCAAAUAGCGAAGCGCACUCGCCAGUGCAGCCUAACACACACACGCGCACUCACACAGACACACGCGCAUACACACGCACUCACGGUUGCACACGCAGCAGAAGCAAGCAAGCAAGCAGCAGCAGCGGCCGCCUCCACCAGGCAUGGCACUGGGCUCUACCUCAUUAUGGCAGCCGCGCGACACAACACCCUCGACUUCCAGCUCUGUGCUAAAGCUGAUGGAGAUGCCAUUCUUAAAGGUCUACAGUCUGUUUUUGAAGAGCAGGCAAUGACAGAAACAAUUCACACUUGGGAAGAUCAUGGAUAUUUAGCAACCUACAUUAAUAAAAAUGGCAGUUUUGCCAGUCUGAGAAUUUACCCACAUGGAUUGGUGUUGAUGGAUGUACAGAGUUACAACAAUGAUUUGAAAGGAAAAGAAGAAAUUGACAAUCUACUAAACAAACUAGAAGAAAGAAUGAAAGAACUAUGUCAGGGCAAUAUUGGAAGGUUAAAACGAUUGCCGGCUCUUGUACGAGGAGGCAAGAUUGAUAAGUAUUGGCCUACAGCUGAUGGACGCCUGGUGGAAUAUGACAUAGAUGAAGUUGUAUAUGAUGAAGAUUCACCUUAUCAGAACAUUAAAAUUCUGCAUUCGAAGCAGUUUGGAAAUAUCCUUAUCCUCAGUGGGGAUGUCAAUUUGGCAGAGAGUGAUUUGGCGUAUACACAAGCCAUAAUGGGCAGUGGGAAGGAAGAUUACACUGACAAAGAAGUGCUGAUUUUGGGCGGUGGAGAUGGGGGUAUAUUAUAUGAAAUAGUCAAAUUGAAACCAAAGAUGGUCACUAUGGUAGAGAUUGACCAAAUGGUGAUUGACGGGUGUAAGAAAUACAUGCGUAAAACAUGUGGAGAUGUCUUAGACAAUCUUAAAGGAGAGUGCUAUCAGGUUCUAAUAGAAGACUGUAUUCCAGUACUGAAGAGGUAUGCCAAAGAAGGGAGAAUGUUUGAUUAUGUGAUUAAUGAUCUGACAGCUGUUCCAAUCUCCACAUCUCCAGAAGAAGAUUCCACGUGGGAAUUUCUCAGACUGAUCCUUGACCUUUCAAUGAAAGUAUUGAAACAUGAUGGAAAAUACUUUACACAGGGGAACUGUAUCAAUUUGACUGAAGCCUUGACUCUCUACGAAGAACAACUUAGCCGGCUUUAUUGUCCUGUGGAAUUCUCAAAGGAAAUUGUAUGUGUUCCCUCAUACAUGGAAUUGUGGGUAUUUUACACUGUUUGGAAGAAAACUGAAUUUUGAAGAUUACUCUUGCCUGCAUAUUGCCAUCUUGAACCUUUUAAAUUAUAUGCUCUAGAAGAUUCUGAAAUUAGUCAUUCUAUUGAUUGUGAAUUCCUUAAAAGUUUUUUUAUUAUUAUUUUAAUUUAAAAAGCAAAUGGAAAAUGUAUAUUUUGAUGAGCUCUAGGGUGUUAUUUUUUGAAAGUCAACUUAAAGAUGAAUUGGCAGCACUGCUGCUGAAUGCACUGAACCUUUUAGAAUGUGAUCUUUGUAUUUCUCUGUUAAUGUAGGCUUUUGUGGUAGAGCUUCAUUAGUGUGGUGUGUGGGUGGAUGGAUGGGUGAAUAUGGAUGUAUGUAUGGAAGAGAGAGGAAAAGAAUGGGUAUGUAUGGAGUAUCUUUUUUUUUUCUUUAAAUUUCAUUCCUAAGGGAACCAGAAAAAAAGAUUUUUUUUUUCCUUUUCCUAAAGUUGAUUCUGUUUUAGAGAUUGGGUUAAAGGAGACUUUAAGGAGAAUAACAGUACUUUCAUUAUAAAAAUUUUUUUGUGUGUUUUAAAAAAAAUCUACUCUUUAAUACUCUGGUCCCGUAAAACAAAUUUUUCUUUGCUUGGUGUAGUUCUUUUUUUUUUUUAACGUAUGUAUUUAUGUAUGCAUACAUAUAGUUCCAUUAACCAAUUUCUACAAUAGAUAAUCGUUCCCUUCCUUCCUCUUUGGCUCCCUCCUUUCUCCCCUAUCCCACUACACGUGCAAAUUUUUCUUGUGAAUCUAGAACCUGAACUGAAGCUAGUAAAGGUACUGUUGUUACUAUCAGAUUGAAAGUCAAAACGUGCUCCCUUAUCCACUCUGAUGUGAGAUGUUGAAAUGAGGCUUUCUUUGGAUAUCCAUCCGGGAAGUUGACAGGAGUAUAUUUGUUACAGAAUCUAAAUAAGUUCAUUAUGUACAGAAGAGAACCGAAUAGCCAAAACUCUUACACUUCUCACAUUGUUAAGGGAAGGUGUGGAUAUGUAUCAGCUUUCCAAGUUCAGCAUUUCACAGAGGCCACACAAAUCUGAUCAUUGAGAUUGUAUGUUUAUCCAAGUUAAGAUUUGAGAUUUCAAAGUUAAGAUCUCCUCCCUUGGACUUUUCUACCUAUAUCUUUGUGAAAAGUUUAUUGAGUUUGCUAACUGGGUCAUUUCAUGUAUGGUAACUGUUAUAAGCUAACCAUUUACUGUAAAUGAGAUUCUGUAUGACGAGGAAAAAAGAAUUUUUUUUAUAAUGCUUAUGGGAGAAUUUUUUUUUUUGAAGAAACGAUUUCCUUAAAAAACUGAAGUGUUUUAUUUAACUACUUGGUUUAUUGGAGUGGGAGGGAAGAGAAGAGAUAUUAAUGGUUCCUCUUAUUAAGUAUAUAGGAUAAAACAGGAUGUUGUAUCUGGACCUGUCUUUUAACCAAGAAAUAGUUUUGUUGUAUUACACAUGUAGUAAAAUUUGUCUUUGACAGCCUUUGUGUAAUGAAUGAGCUUAUCUUUGAGAAUGCUUGCAGAGCAGAGCAAAGGCUGGGUAUAAUGUUCAUAUAUAUGUGUAUAUUUAUAUGUGAACAUUAUAGAAUAUACACACAUACAAAUUAUACACACAUAAUGUAUAAUGGUGCUGUUAAUGUUCAAAUUACCAUUUGAGUUGAACAGUAGGAGGGAGCAUUUUUCUUCACCAUUGAAAAAUCCACUGCCACCCAGAAGCAUCUUGAAAUAUGUGACCAGCAUUUAGGCAUAACUUUGACAUUGAACUUAACAAGAUCAGAUCAACUUGUGGGCUAAAGAGGGUCAUCCAGUGAUCAAUGUGGAAGCACAGGUCCUGCUGCAAAGAUAGCAAGUUAGAAGUGUGUGUGGUGGGUUUGGACAUUCAGGUCCCUGGAAGGUACAUUCAGUGCAAAGGUAUAUGGGGUGGGGGGGAGGGAGAUCAAGUGGGGAGGUGGGUGGGAGAGUGGGAGGGAGAGGGAAAAAUGUGUUGUGUGACGCUAACAAUGCACACAACUCCUAUAAUUUUCUUAUUGUCAUUAUUUGUGUGGAGAAAGAAUGACUUUUGCUUUUCAAAAUAUUUUGUAGUUACUAUAAAAAGAUGGGCAUGCAAAUACUGAAUACUGGUGACUUUAUUUGCUAUUGCUAAAGAGAUUCUGAAGAAAUGUUUAAAGAAUGAAGCACUGUCAUUUUAAGAUUUAUUUUUAAUGCUGUAGUGUAAAAUUUAAAGUUCGAUUCCCUCUGUACAGUGAGCUUUUUGAUUGAACAUACUAUAGAGCGCAAUAUAGACUUUUUUACAAUGAAAGGAAAAUGUGGACAUAGUUUUGAGCUCAACUCCACACCUGUCAACAAGUACCAAGAAUUCGUUCAUGUUUAUUUGUAUUCUUUGCACCAAAUGCUGCUUCCACCUAGAAAUGUGAUUAAGUAUUUAAAAAAAAAAAAACUUGAUUGAUAGUGAUUUGACUGUGCUUGACAAGAAAGACUGCUGGCAAUGUAUCUGCUGCCUUAGUGCAGUGCAUAUAUUAAAUAAAGGUAUGCUAUGACCA